CAUACUCAAGCCGAAAGAAAAAUCAUGGAGGAAAAGAAAGAGGCCUUGAGGAGGGCAGCUUCUGAAAGCAGCUUAGCAGGCUCAAUUUUAAGAGAGAAAUUAGCUAAACUUGAUUCUAAGAAACCUCGGCCAUAUGGAACUAUACAUGCAGCUAAUGAAGUGUAUAGUGAAGCUGGUAUUGUUGGAUUUUGGAAGGGUGUCAUUCCUGCACUUAUUUUGGUCUGCAAUCCAUCAAUACAGUUUAUGAUUUAUGAGAGCUCAUUAAAGCGUCUAAAGGCGCGGUCGGCUAAGAAGCAGGGUGGUAUAACUGCAUUGGAGGUAUAGAGCACAGUUAGAAGCCCUUUUUAAUUUGUUUGAUGGAAAAUUACAUUGAUUUGUGUCAUAUUUGUUGAAAUUCAAUUUGACUCUUCUUUAUUUCUAAACAC
Messenger RNA from Arachis ipaensis, 425 nucleotides. Its product is annotated as peroxisomal nicotinamide adenine dinucleotide carrier-like. Gene Ontology annotation, biological process: nucleotide transport; transmembrane transport. NCBI's taxonomy places the organism in Eukaryota, Viridiplantae, Streptophyta, Magnoliopsida, Fabales, Fabaceae. The record is from RefSeq and is a predicted model, not a curated record.